ACCUGAGCAUUUCUGCUUGUUGAGGAGCAGAUGUGAACUCCACAGAUCUGAGCUUGCUGAUUCUUGGAUGACCCUGUUGAUCUCUGUAGCACGUGCUGAUUGGCCGGUGUUGGUGAAUGGCUCGGCGCAGUUCAGGUGGACGCGGGCGUGGAGGCAGCUGGCUCACAGCCUGCUUUUUUCCAUCAUCCUCAGGGAAAGAGCAUGGAGAAGCCCUGGGUGCAGAGGACUGUAUGUGUGUGUAUGCAGUGACGGCGGACUAUCAGCGGCAGGAGAACACAGAGAUCAGCCUGAAAGCAGGAGAAAGAGUGGAGGUGAUUGAAAAGAGUGAGAGCGGGUGGUGGUUUGUAAGAACAGCUGAAGAACAAGGCUGGGUUCCUGCAACAUAUCUAGUCUCUCUCACGGGACGUCGAGAUAGUCAUCGAGCACCGAACGGAGAGACAGAGUGGUAUAUUACAGUGCAGCCGUUCAGCAGCUCGAGUCAAGAUGAGCUGGGCUUCGAGAGUGGCGUCAUUGUUGAGGUCAUACAGAGGAAUCUGGAGGGCUGGUGGUUCAUACGUUAUGGCGGUAAGGAAGGAUGGGCUCCUGCUGCCUACCUGAAGAAAAUCCAAGAUGGCGUCACAGCCAGUAACCAGUCAGCAGAGUCAAAUAAAGCAUCUGUUCAGGGCCAGGUGGAAAUCAUCGGAAACCUGAUGGAGAUCAGCAACCUCCUGAACAAGAAACCAGCUAAUGAACGCUAUUCACACACACAAACUGACAGCCAGUCAGCAAACACAUACAGACACUCACAGACGGACUCGUACACUCAUUACAGCGGUGAUGAAGAUCAGACAGAGGUCAACACUGAGAGAGACUCUGAGGAUCAGAUCAAGCCACACAUGGACACCAGUGUCUCAGACAGCAGCGGGUCUGUGUCUGUAUCCGUGUCGGACACUUGUGUUUCUGCAUCUGCGACUGAACUCUGUGUUUCUUCAACUGUGUCCUCAUUCAAGACCAAAACUGUCCCUGCGUCCCCUGCUAUUGCAAGAGUCGCCCCGCAGAGAUUCCACAGCGUUGAGAACAAACCACCAUCAAACAAUCUAAAACCGCCUCCCCGUCGUGAAAACAGCCUGGGGUUUCAGCUGCCUCAGCCGCCGGAUCCCCCUACUGUUGAAGCGGAGUAUUACACCAUCGCGGAGUUCCGCUCCUGCCUGACCGACGGCAUCAGCUUCAGCGGAGGACAGAGAGCAGACGUCAUUGAAAAGAACUCUGGAGGCUGGUGGUAUGUCCAGAUUGGAGAGAAGGAGGGUUGGGCCCCGUGUUCAUAUAUAGACAAACGCAAGAAGCCCACCUUGAACCGUCAAACCAGCACAUUGACCCGGCCCAAGGUCCCGCCUCCUGCUCCCCCAAUCAAAAAGCAGAACUCGCUUCCAUGUGUUGAGUCUGAAAUCAUGACCACAACAUAUCCUCGAGUGUAUGAGGAGCCAGAAUAUGACGUCCCAACAAUAGGCCUUGAGUUUGACCCUGAUCUGGACUUUUUCCCAAGCGAUUCACCGACUAAAGCAACUCCACCUUUGUGUCAGCGUACAGUUUCCUUUACACUGGGCGAUGAAGAGGAUGAUGAGGGUGUAUAUGCCAAUGGUGGCUUCAGAGCUGUACCUCAUUGUAAGGACGGCCACUCUCCCUCUUUGGCUCACCGGGCAUCUAUGUGGGAUCCACCAGAGUAUGACGCCCCAACAAUUGAACCCAGUUUUGAAAUCAAUUCAACUCUCUACGCACAAUCUAACCAAUCUAAACUCAAACAGCAGGCUGACGAGUCAAAAUCCAAACCAUCCGUACGUCCGAAACCCACAAACCAAGACUGUAGUUCUCUCAGAAAACCUCGAAACCAGGAACAACCAAGUCACAUGCAAUUCAGGACCUCCCGAACAUCAGAGGAGUCGGAGACUGGUUCGUCGGAUGACUUCCAGAACUGCUUGUCAGAUUCGUCUUCAAUCCUGUACCGAACUACAGCAGCAUACCAGCAAGAAGAGCCGUGUGAGCUAAGCUUUCCAGCAGGAGUGCAGGUGGAGGUUGUGGAGAAGAAGGAGAGUGGGUGGUGGUUUGUCCGCUGGGGGAAUGAGGAGGGCUGGGCUCCCACUUACUACCUACAGCCAAUCAAAAGCGGCUGUGAAACAAGCAGCCCAGAAGCCAAAACCACAGAGAAGAUCAAUUCAGAGUUAUCUUGGUCUGCUUCUCCAGAGUUGGAGAUUUCGGUGCAGGUAGAUGUUGGGAAAUUGGGUAAAUCUGUAAGUCUGGAGAAAAAUGAGCAGCGUGUAAACCAAAGCUUGAAGGGUGGACUUCGAUCUAACUCACGGGUCGGAGUGAAGCAGCUUGCCGUCAGGCCUCAGAACGUCCUUAAGGACAACACUAAUGCACAGGCAGCCCCCGCGGGACGGAGGAACGACACACUACCUAGUCAUUCUUCACUCCUUAGCUACAACGACCAAAGCUCUUCUUCUCAUGCAGGUAAUACUGAGAGCAUGAGGCGGAAGGUACCGGUCUCAAUGGUGAAGCCCAAACCUCAUUUGAUCCACAACAACUUGCGUGAGGAGUACGUUUCUAUUGCCGAUUAUCGAGGUGAUGUGGAGACCAUGAGCUUUCCUGCUGGUACAAGGCUGGAGGUCUUAGAGAGGAACCCUAAUGGAUGGUGGUAUUGCCGUGUGCUCGACACAACUAAAACACGCAAGGGAUGGGUGCCCUCCAACUUCCUAGAGAGGAAGAGUUAGUGCCAUCAGAAACCAAAAAAAAGAUGCUAGAACUAAUUAUCCAACCACAUUCUGCCUUGAGCUUGAUGCCAAUAAAAACAUCAAGAUUCAUGUGGGAUAUCUUGCUUCAAGCUGUCAACGGGAACACAAACGAGGGUUUUCACACUGAGCAAGUUUAUUGCUGUUCAAGUGCAGUAGUUCCUGGUGCCUGCUGCAAUAUCAGUGUGGUUUCACUUUAACUUGGUGCAUUUGCAUCCAUUUGUAUAUCACCGUGAAACAUGCUUGCUGCAUAAUAGGAAACAGAAUGCGGGUGAUUAUUUUGUGUUUUUCAUUGUUGUUAAAUUUAAUUGGUGCUACUUUGUGCAGAAAAAUCUACAACACUUGCAUUUACAACAACACAGCAACUGCGAACAAUUUUAGUUCUAUGAACACUAUUUGGGGGAACUGAAUUAGCUCCUACUUCAGUAUAACAGGAACUACCGGUGACAUAAGUUUGUUGACUGGCCAAAUGCACGGCAUAUGAAACAAUGGCACAACUUUAUUUGUUUUGCAGUGCAGGAUCCCAGCAAACAAUUUUGUGUUUAAUAGAUGUCUAAUAGACAUCUAAACGUAGACAACUUGGCUAAAACAAUGCUAAACUUGG
This is a messenger RNA of Danio aesculapii, 3366 nucleotides long. RefSeq names its product SH3 and PX domains 2Ab (gene sh3pxd2ab). Lineage: Eukaryota; Metazoa; Chordata; Actinopteri; Cypriniformes; Danionidae. The transcript has 7 exons. Gene Ontology annotation, biological process: superoxide anion generation. The coding region runs from base 117 to 2744 and encodes 875 amino acids. The record is from RefSeq and is a predicted model, not a curated record. Gene Ontology annotation, molecular function: superoxide-generating NADPH oxidase activator activity; protein binding.